This is a messenger RNA of Echinococcus granulosus, 468 nucleotides long. RefSeq lists its product as hypothetical. The record is from RefSeq and is a predicted model, not a curated record. The coding region runs from base 1 to 468 and encodes 155 amino acids. The transcript is spliced from 3 exons. Lineage: Eukaryota; Metazoa; Platyhelminthes; Cestoda; Cyclophyllidea; Taeniidae.
AUGUUGUGGGUGCAAGUAUUCACAAAGGUGAUGGAUGAGCUUGAAGUCAUCCACUUGAGAAGUGAGUGCGCCUACAGGGAAUAUGAAUUUCAGUUAAUGUCACCUAACCACCAGAGUGGUGAGGUGGCUGUCUACAAGGUGAGAGAACGGCGAGAGCCAAAUGUGGACGCAUAUGGUGAGGGCACUGAAAUUGGCGGUGUGCAACUCCAUUGUUCAGUGCCAUCUGACUCUCUCUCCCUCUCCUCUUCGAGUGAGAUGCUAAAAGUGGUGCCUCUCUUCGUCUUCCUCCUUCACCUCUCCCUCUGUGGCGAGUGUUUCUGCCUCACUCGCGUGAAAGAUAUGGCCAAAGUUAGGGCUGAACAGAUGAAAGAAAUGCUCCUCCUCAAUGCCAAACAUAUCAUAAUUAGGAGGGAAGUAAUAAUAAAAGGGCAAAAAAGAGAGCUUUUGCAGUAUAAUGGACCCAGGUGA